Messenger RNA from Bradysia coprophila, 2869 nucleotides. RefSeq names its product villin like protein quail (gene qua). Lineage: Eukaryota; Metazoa; Arthropoda; Insecta; Diptera; Sciaridae. Gene Ontology annotation, cellular component: actin cytoskeleton; cytoplasm. The record is from RefSeq and is a predicted model, not a curated record. Gene Ontology annotation, molecular function: actin filament binding; phosphatidylinositol-4,5-bisphosphate binding. Gene Ontology annotation, biological process: barbed-end actin filament capping; actin polymerization or depolymerization; cytoskeleton organization.
AAAUGUUGUUCAUAUAUUUAUUUAUGGAGGGAAACAUUAUUGUAAUUAGUAGCCGUUUAGAUACAGCAAUGUGACGACAUUGAUUUCUUUUAUUCAAUCAUUUCGGAUUGAAACUAACUCCUGAGUGACAAUUUAAUUGCAAAACAAAAACGUAUCGGUGCAUUAAGUGGUUGGAAUUGGAAAAUGAUGUCCUUAAAAGAGUCGAGUAUAUCGAAUUCUUUGGAAAAUCAAUCAAUCGACACAGCAUUCCGUAAAGUAAGCCAUAGUUCCAUCGGAUUCUACAAAUGGAGAGUUGACAAUCAACGAAUCGAAGCCGUACCAAAGGAUCAAUAUGAAAUAUUCAACGACAAUUUCGUGUACAUCAUUUAUGCCGCAACUCCUAGGGGUGGUUUUGUUAACAAAGACACAAUUAAUCGUGAAUUGAAAACCAACAUUCAACUGGAUAAGUACAUUCAUUUUUGGCUGGGUAAUGCUGCUACGCAGCAAGAUAGUGGAAAUGUUUCGUACAAAGUUAUGGAAUUGGACAAUCACUUGGGAAAUGUCGCGACCCAGUACAGAGAGACGCAGGAGAAUGAAAGUGAUCGAUUCCUUUCUUACUUUAAGGACGGCAUAAUCAUACAAUCCAUCAAUUGCAACACUCCCAGCAAUGUAUCGCUUUUUCAUGUAAGCGGUAAAAGUAGUCCGAAAUGUGUGGAACGUACCGUUGAAUGGGAUGUUUUCAGCAGCGAAUAUAUAAUGAUGUUGAAAACAACGGUUCACAUAUUCCUUUGGAUUGGUCGAUCUAGUGCAGAGAGUGAGAAAUUAAACGGUUUGAAAUUUGCGAAGCGAUUUCACGACGAAGCGAAAAAUCUGGAAUUGGUUGUCGUUAACGAUGGUUAUGAGCAAUCGAUGAAUCAGCAUAGAAAAGGAGAUUGGUGUACAUAUUUGCCGCUUUCGAGCCGCCGCGUGAAGCCGUUGGGAAAGUCAACUGAAAAUCCCAGCACUUCGGCCAUGAAACUGUUUCAAUGCGGACUCGUCGGUGGAAAAUAUCGAAUCGAGGAGAAAAAGUCGUCAGCCGUCGAUCAAAGCGAUUUCAAUGAUAAAAAUUCGGCGUUCAUCGUCGACUGUGCCAAAAAGGGAGUGUGGAUUUGGUUGGGACGGUGUUGUUCGACUAGAGACAAAUCGGAAGCGAUGCGUAAUGCGAGAGGAUUCGUUAGGAAGAAACAAUAUCCAUCGAAUGUAGCGGUGAUGCGAACUGUUGAUGGCUUCGAACCGAAUGAAUUUCGAAAUCUGUUUCCAUUUUGGUACAAUGCUCAGGCAAGUGGAAAUAAGAUGAAAACUGUGUUCGGGCGGAUAGACACUAAAAUAUUGAGCGAACGUGCAAGCCUUGCAGCUGAGACACAAUUGAUUGAUGAUGGUGCUGGUGAUGUGAUGAUAUACAAAGUUGGAAAAUCAAAUUUGGUUAAAGUUCCCCAGCGGAAUGCACAGUGCCUUUUUUCCACAGAAACUUAUGUUAUCCACUACACUUUAAUGAUUCCGGAAAGCAAUUUACAGUUCGAACGACCGUCUGUUCGUCAUAUUCUCUACCUUUGGAUCGGUAAACAGUGUCCGUCGAGCACGAAAGAUAUCGGCGAGAAGCUGUCCAACGAACUGUUUCAACAUCUGCAAAAGAAUGUGAUGCAAAUUCGGCUCAACGAUGGCUUCGAAUCGCCACAUUUCCUGCAAAUAUUUCUGGGCAAAUUAAUUGUGUUCGAUGGCGUUGGAUGGUCCACCGAAGAUUCAAAGUUUCCCAAAUUGUUUGUGUUGAAAGUCACCGGCAAUUCAACGUUCACGUCACGAGCCACUCAAAUCAACCAGAAGUCGACAUUUUCGAGCAAAGAUUGUGUGAUUGUGAAAUGCUACGAUUCGGUGUGGGUGUGGUGCGGUCAGAGUUCAACUGGUGAUGCUAGGGAAGCUGCGAAAGGAAUUGGCGGUACUUUGGGUGAUUGUGUUCUGGCAAUGGAAUCAAACGAGCCGGAAGAUUUUUGGAUUUCACUACCAGAACAGUGGAAGAAUAAAUUCCGAAAUUUGCAGGGUGCUGAUGCGUCUACACAUCAUUUUAAGGUUGAAAAGGAACGUGUUCGACUAUUCGUAUCGACGGUUCUUCAAGGUUCGAUUAAAUUUGAUCAGAUUAUAGCGUUUGAUCAGACUGACCUGAGAGCAGAAGAUAUUUUCUUGCUGGACAUAGAUUGUAUGUUGUACGUUUGGAUCGGAUCGGCAAGCAAUAUCCGAGGUGGACAAUUAAGUAGUCAAGAAAUUGCUGACACCUACCUAAACGACAGUGUUUUGCCUAGAAAUAGAUCGAUUCCAAUUGCAGUCAUUCAACAAGGUUUCGAGCCAUCCAGUUUCAUUGGAUUUUUUGAUCAGUGGAACUACAAACUGUGGAACCACAGUCAAAGUUUCGACGACCAGAUCGCCCACUUCACUACAACAUCACCUCCAUCAAAUGUUAAACCGAAACAGCAGGAUUGUGAUUUCGACAGAUAUCCAAAAUACCCAUUGGACGUGCUGAGGAGUGAGAUCGAUCAAUUACCGGACUUGGUUGAUCCGAAACGGAAAGAAAUCCAUUUGACGAAUGACGACUUUGUAUCGAUAUUCGACAUGGAUUUUAGGGAAUUUGAAACGUUGCCCAACUGGAAGAAACAGGAAUUGAAGAAGAAAUUUAAAUUGUUUUAAUUGCAUUUUACAGCGACCGUGCAGUGGCUUUGUGUUUUAACUAUUGUUUUUAUUGUAACAGAGAGAGAGGGAGAUAGGGAGAGCUUUUAAUACAAUUUGGAAAUUGAAAUAUUGCCACGAUUACCUCUUCCACCAAUUAAUUCGAUAAAUAAAUGAAAAUUAACAUUUGAAACCA